Molecule: messenger RNA, 787 nt
Organism: Musa acuminata subsp. malaccensis (wild Malaysian banana)
Lineage: Eukaryota; Viridiplantae; Streptophyta; Magnoliopsida; Zingiberales; Musaceae
Product: large ribosomal subunit protein eL24
Biological process (GO): cytoplasmic translation
Cellular component (GO): cytosolic large ribosomal subunit
Molecular function (GO): mRNA binding; structural constituent of ribosome
Source: RefSeq, a predicted model, not a curated record
CACUCCGGCCUAAGAUGAAGCGGCGAGUUCGGAGCCUCCCGAUUGGCGGCUAGGGUUUCUUUCGGUAAGCUGUUAAAAUUUUCUUGAGGCAAAGAAGAUGGUACUCAAGACUGAGCUUUGUCGUUUUAGUGGUGCAAAGAUAUAUCCAGGGAAAGGCAUCAGAUUUGUUCGAUCCGACUCCCAGGUUUUCCUGUUUGCCAAUUCAAAAUGUAAACGCUACUUUCACAAUCGAUUGAAGCCUGCAAAGCUUACCUGGACAGCAAUGUACAGAAAGCAGCAUAAGAAGGAUAUUCAUGCUGAAGCUGUAAAGAAGAGACGCCGUACUACAAAGAAACCUUAUUCAAGGUCGAUUGUUGGUGCUACUUUGGAAGUCAUUCAGAAAAAGCGAACAGAGAAGCCUGAAGUUCGUGAUGCUGCUAGAGAAUCUGCUUUGCGAGAGAUCAAAGAACGAAUUAAGAAAACCAAGGAUGAAAAGAAAGCUAAGAAGGCUGAGAUAGUGGCUAAAGGUCAGAAGAGUACACAGACGAAGGGCAGCAUGGCAAGGGCUCCUAAAGGCCCUAAGCUUGGUGGAGGUGGUGGGAAGCGAUGAACGGCAUUCUGGCUGCUGUGAUAUGUCUCGUGUACCAAAGUAAAAAAACAAUUUUAUGCACUAUUUUCAGGAUUCAUUGUGGUUUUUAACUUUCUUAAUAGUUUAGGUCUGCCUACUUUUGAACAUUUUUCAUGACAACCGCAGCUUCUAGAAAUAACUUGAUAUUCUUGAAGGUAAAUUUUGGUGUUGUUACCAGUU